Messenger RNA from Chrysoperla carnea, 3692 nucleotides. RefSeq names its product transmembrane GTPase Marf (gene Marf). NCBI's taxonomy places the organism in Eukaryota, Metazoa, Arthropoda, Insecta, Neuroptera, Chrysopidae. The record is from RefSeq and is a predicted model, not a curated record. Gene Ontology annotation, molecular function: GTPase activity; GTP binding. The transcript has 11 exons. Gene Ontology annotation, biological process: mitochondrion localization; mitochondrial fusion. Bases 245 to 2590 code for a protein of 781 amino acids. Gene Ontology annotation, cellular component: mitochondrial outer membrane.
UACUUAAAAAUGUCAUUAUAUCAAAUACUGUCAGUUUCGUAGAAAAAAUGGCGUAUUUAUAAAUUUCCAAUUUGACAUUUAUAAUUAUUGGUACAACAGAUUGCUUGAUAUUUUAAAACAUUUUGACUAAUAAUCGACAAUUUUAAAAUACCGCAUGCUGCACGUUUUCUUGGUGUUGCUUUAGUUCACGUAUAAUUAAUUAGUUUACAUGUACUAAGAAUCAUAUCGAACUAAAACUAUUUCUAUGGCUGCAUACAUAAAUCGGACAUUAUCGUUGAUGUCGGGUGAUGGGCCUCAUAAUCGACCUCCGAUGCCAAAUGUUAUACCAUCGUUACGCAAUUCACAUGAUGCAUCACCAUUACAGAUAUUCGUAAAAGCGAAAAAGAAAAUUAAUGAUGUUUUUGUGGAUAUUGAAGAUUAUGUUAAAGAUACAGUUGCGUAUAUGCAUGCACUGGAGGAUAAAAAAAUUAUUGUUGAACAAGAUAGUAUAAAAGAUGUAGAAGCUUUCAUGUUAAAAGUGAAAGGUAUUCGUGAUGUAUUAACUCGGGAUCACAUGAAAGUAGCAUUUUUUGGACGAACAAGCAAUGGUAAAAGUACUGUCAUUAAUGCUAUGUUACGUGACAAAAUAUUACCAUCAGGCAUUGGACAUACAACAAAUUGUUUUCUUCAAGUGGAAGGAUCCGAUACACAAGAAGCAUAUUUAGUUACAGAGGAUAACACAGAAAAACAAAAUGUUAAGUCUGUAGGUCAACUUGCUCACGCACUUUGUAAAGAAAAGCUAAAUGAAAGUGAAUUAGUUCGAGUUUAUUGGCCCAGAGAUAAGUGUUUAUUGUUACGAGAUGAUGUUGUGUUUGUUGAUUCGCCAGGAGUUGACGUUACACCAAAUCUUGAUGAAUGGAUUGAUAAGCAUUGUUUAGAUGCUGAUGUUUUCGUUUUAGUUGCUAAUGCUGAAUCAACUUUAAUGGUUACUGAAAAAAAUUUCUUUCAUAAAGUAUCAACAAAAUUAUCGAAACCCAAUAUAUUUAUUCUAAAUAAUCGAUGGGAUGCAUCUGCGUCUGAACCUGAAUACUUAGAUCAGCAGCUGGCAAAUGAACAGGAAGAGGUCCGUAGACAACAUCAAGAACGAGCUAUUGACUUUUUAGUUCGAGAACUAAAAGUGUAUACAGCAAAAGAAGCAGAAGAUCGUAUAUUUUUCAUUUCGGCUAAAGAAGCAUUACAAGCUCGACUUCAAGAACAAGGGCAAGGAUCACAUACACCAUUGGUUGAAGGAUUUCAAACACGAUAUUUUGAAUUUCAAGAUUUCGAACGAAAAUUUGAAGAGUGUAUUUCAAAAAGUGCGGUCAAAACUAAAUUUGAACAACAUUCACAACGUGGAAAACACAUUGCUUCAGAAAUUCGUUCAAUUUUGGAUAAAAUAUAUGAAUCUGCACAACGUAUGAAAGAAGACAAAUUAAGUGAUAAAAAACAAGUUCACGAUAAAUUAAAUUACACUGAACAACAAUUAAUAUUAGUUACACAUGAAAUGAAAGAUAAAAUACGACAUAUGGUCGAAGAUGUUGAGCAACGUGUUUCAACUGCAUUAAGCGAAGAAAUACGACGUUUAUCAUCUUUAGUGGAUGAAUUUAGUUUACCAUUUCAUACUGAGCCAUUAGUUUUAAAUGUUUACAAAAAAGAAUUACACUUACAUGUUGAAAAUGGUUUAGGCUCAAAUUUACGGGCUCGUUUAUCAACAGCGCUUGCAUUAAAUAUCGAAAGCAGUCAACGUGAAAUGUAUGAUCGUAUGGAAAAAUUGUUACCCGAAGAAAAACGUCGUGUUAUGAUUACAGUAUUACCUAGACGUGAACCAUUCGAAAUAUUAUAUCGAUUAAAUUGUGACAAUUUAUGUGCUGAUUUUCAUGAAGAUUUAGAAUUUAAAUUUUCUUGGGGUAUUAUGGCAUUAAUACAGAGAUUUGUUGGCAGCAAUAAAAAAUCUAAAAAACAACUUAAUUAUUUAAAUAAUCGUCCAUAUAAUUAUAAUCCAAAUACAUCUAUUCCUAUGUCUCCUACUGAUUAUGAAUUUAAUACAUCCUCAACGAAUAGCAGUUUAAUAGGUUCAAUAAAUGCUGAUGAUUGGUCAUUCCUUUCUCGUGUGGCAUUAGCGUCAAUGGGUUCACAAGGUACCAUCGGUGGAUUACUUCUAGCUGGUUUUAUGUUUAAAACUGUUGGCUGGAGAGUAAUUGCUGUUACUGGUGCCGUUUAUGGAGCUUUAUAUUUAUAUGAACGACUUACAUGGACAAACAAAGCAAAAGAAAAACAAUUUAAACGACAAUAUGUGCAACAUGCAACGAAAAAAUUACGAUUAAUCGUCGAUUUAACAUCAGCGAAUUGUAGUCAUCAAGUUCAACAAGAGUUAUCGAGUACAUUCGCACGAUUAUGUCAUUUAGUUGAUGAAGCAACCGGUGAAAUGGAUGUUCGUUUAAAAGACCUUGAAAUUGAAAUACGGUCAUUAGAAGAAGCUGCUGGUAGUGCAAAAGUUUUACGAAAUAAAGCAAAUUAUUUAUCCAAUGAAUUAGAUUUAUUUGAAGAUGCGUAUUUACGUUCACAACAUUAAGAUAUUAGGUUUUUAUUAUUGAUUAUGUAGUAUGUUUAGCAAAGAUAUUAAUGUAUAUAAUAAUAAUGUAUCUGCAACACACACCAUACAAACCAACUGUAAAGAAAUUAAUAUAUAAUUUAAUUAAAAAAAAAAAAAAACGUUGAAAAGUGACAAAAAAUAUUUUAUAUGUAUACAAUAUCAUAAAUUUAAACUAGUUGUGUUGUGUAUUUAGUUUAUAUUUAUUUGGAAAUAAAGUGCAAUGAUUUAAUCGUUUAAAAUCUGUUUAAAUCGAUGUGUUUGAUGAUUUCAUUAAAAAGUUUAUUGUGCAGUUAUUUUAUUUAACUAAUUACAAAAUCAUUUUUUAAAUGCCACUUAACAUGACAAACGAUGCACAAUGAAAAAUAAUAAUGAACUGUACAACUGUAUAGUUGAAACACAUAGAACUUUUUUCCAUAGUGGACAAUUAACCAUCUCUGAAAUUGUAAUGUGUACAUGUAAUAAUAUUUUAAAAAAUCCUAGAAGCCUCUAAGACAAUGUAGAAUCAUGAUCAAAAGUAACUACAACUAUAGACGGUAAAUUAUUUGUUAUUAUUAUCACAUUAAGGGAAUUUUUAAAUAUAUAAAUAUCACUACGAAAAGAAAUGUGUGUGUCAGCAAUACAAUACAUAGAAUUCUAAUAAACCACUGAUUUAAUUUCUUUUCUGUUAAACCAAUAAUAAAAAAUUAAGUUUUUUCAUGUUUUCACAGUUAUUUAAAUUUUAUAAUGACUUAGAAUUGUUCAAUAUAAUUAUCUAUUUCUUGUGGAAGAUGGUACUUAAAAAACUUGUUAAGGAAAUAAACAUAGAAAAUGAAUCUUCAAUUAAUCAUUGAAUUUCAAUUAUAACCAACAUUGCUCUAUCUAGCGAUAAAAAAAAGAACUAUAGCUUACAACGCCAAUAGAUACAUUAACAGAAAUAUUUGUUUACAAUCUACCACAGACAUAGAGAAUGGACUAAACGGUACUAUCUGACUGUAGAGUAAAAAGAAAGCAGAAAAUUUAUAAGAGAGGCCAUUUGUUUACAAUCUACCACAAACAUAGAGAAUGAACUAAACGUUCCUAUCUAACUGUACAGUAAAUAAAA